Molecule: messenger RNA, 810 nt
Organism: Lasiodiplodia theobromae
Lineage: Eukaryota; Fungi; Ascomycota; Dothideomycetes; Botryosphaeriales; Botryosphaeriaceae
Exons: 4
Coding region: 1-810 (269 amino acids)
Source: RefSeq, a predicted model, not a curated record
AUGGACCGAUUCCUCCCAACCUCACAAGCUGGCCUACAGCCAAGCGCCGUCCUCGAUGGUAAUGAACCACAAGCUCGAUACGCUAGUUCUGGAAAGGCCUCUGCCUCGUCUGUGCGAAACCCCGUCACGGUGCCUGGAGACAAUGCGGCCGGGCAGCCUUGUCCGAACACCGGCUUCCACCCGCAAUGGUGGCAGGACAUGGGUGGCACCAACGUUGGGGAGACAAAUUCGGACAAGCAAAGACUCCAGGCCAAAGACAACUUGAUUCGGAGCCAGCAGGACCAAAUCAAUCGCCUAGAGGAUCAUGUACAAAAGCGGAACGCCUAUAUUGAGCUUCUAGAGGCUGAGCAACAAAGACAGACAGCCCGUACUGAGCAGCUGCAGCAGAGCGUCCGUCGGGAAUGUGGCCUCAGAGCUUCCAUCGAGGCUGAGCUACAAGAAGAGAAAGCCCACAAUGAGCAGCAGCAGCAACGCCUCCGUCGCGAGGCUGGCCUUAGAGCUACCGCGGAGGAUGACGCGCAACACCUCUUCGAUAAGUACAAUGACAAGAAGGACCAGCUAAGGGAGUUGGCACGCUAUACGAGACGGCUCGAAGACAAGGUCAACAAAAUGGAAAGCCGCCGGAGGACCACAGGCGGCAUCGCUCUCGAUCUCGUCAUCAUAAUCGUGCCCGCAGUCGCUCUCGAUCUCGUCACCGGUCCCGCUCUCGUCGUCACAAUUCCCGCUCGCGUCACCACAGAUCCCGCUCGCGUCGUCGUUCCAGCUCGCGUCAUCGCUCGCGAUCCAGCUCCCGACCAUACGAGGCUCUGA